AUAUAUUGAGAUUAUUAUUUAGUAUAUGGCUCUUACUGAAAAUUAUAUUAAUAUCUUGGAAACUGACGAUAAACUUAAGUCUUAUGACAUGGACAAUAAUAUAAAUAAUAAAUCUGAUGAUUGGAAAUCUAAAUUAAAAUUGCCACGCAAGGACAUGAGAAUUAAAACUUCAGAUGUUACUGAUACAAAAGGCAAUGAGUUUGAAGACUAUUGCCUUAAAAGAGAGUUGCUUAUGGGCAUCUAUGAACAUGGUUGGGAAAAGCCUAGUCCCAUUCAAGAAGCAAGUAUUCCAGUUGCACUGAGUGGAAGAAAUAUUUUAGCCCGUGCUAAAAAUGGCACAGGAAAAACUGGUGCCUAUGCUAUUCCCAUAUUAGAAAAAAUUGUACAACAGUCUAAUCAAAAUGAUAACUCUGACAUAUAUAUUCAAGCAAUAGUUAUAGUACCUACUAGGGAGUUAGCUCUCCAAACCAGUCAUAUCAUGAGGCAAUUAGCCAAACACAUGAAAAUUCAAAUUAUGGUUACCACAGGUGGAACUGAUUUAAAACAAGACAUUAUGAGAAUUUACCAAAAAGCGCACAUAAUUAUAGCCACGCCUGGUAGGAUAUUUGACUUGAUUCACAGAGAUAUAGCCGAUGUAUCAAAGUGCAGAAUGCUGGCUUUGGACGAAGGGGACAAACUUUUAUCUCAAGAUUUUAAGCACCUUCUGGACCGUAUUAUAGACAAACUACCCGAUGAUAGGCAGAUUUACCUUUACUCCGCCACUUUCCCCCUCAACGUUAAAGCUUUCGUAGAGAAGUACCUGAAAAAUUUUCUCGAGAUUAACUUGAUGUCGGAACUGACCCUCAAGGGAAUCACCCAGUACUAUGCUUUCGUACAGGAGAGGCAGAAAGUGCAUUGCCUGAAUACCCUGUUUUCUAAGCUCCAAAUAAACCAGGCCAUUAUAUUUUGCAACACGGCAACUCGAGUAGAAUUGCUGGCCAAAAAGAUAACCCAACUGGGGUAUUCCUGUUUUUACAUCCAUUCCAAGAUGGCUCAACAGCAUCGUAACAGGGUCUUUCACGAUUUCCGCAAUGGAAAGGGCAGAAACUUGGUUUGCACAGACUUAUUCACGCGCGGCAUAGACAUUCAAGACGUAAACGUUGUCAUCAACUUUGAUUUCCCCCGCCUCUCUGAAACAUAUCUGCAUAGGAUAGGUAGAUCAGGCCGAUUUGGACACUUGGGCAUAGCCAUCAACUUGGUUACUUAUGAAGAUAGAUUCGCGCUGCAUUUGAUCGAACAUGAACUCAACACAGAGAUAAAGCCCAUCCCAAAAACCAUAGAAAAACGCUUAUAUGUUGCGGAAUUUCAACAAAUAGACGCAGACGGGGCUGAAAGUAAUUUAUCUAGCCUUAAUAACGUAGACCAGCUGCCUAAUGGUUCCAACCACGAGGGUGCGUCUUUGGUAAAUGGCAUGGAGCGGAUCGAGAUUGUUAACCACACUUGAAUUAUAUUAUUCCUAUCUUAUCUUCCCCAUGAUUAAUUAAAAACUAACAAUCUUUUUCCUUUGAUUAAUUAAAAUAAAUUAUAUUCCUUUUAAAUGAUAAAUUACAUUGUUGUAUAUAGUUUGUUCGUUUAAAUUAGUUAGAUUAUAUUAUGACUAUUGAUGAUAUUCUCCCAAUCCUAAACCAUUUAAAUAACACGUUUUGUCCAAUGCAUAUAAAACAUUGAUAUAGAAUAAUAUAUUUUCAUACAUAAACAAACAUAAUACCUUACAUAAUUUUUAUUCUUCUUGGAAAAUUCCCUCCCCUUCCCCCGUUCUCUCGUUUAUUUAAUAAAACCAUUCAUAGGUGCCCUGUACUAGUGAAUCCUAAUUUUUUUCUCGAUGUUUCUAGAAACUUAUAUACUCUUUACUAACUAUAAAACUCGAUACACUACUUUAAUACUUAUAUUUACUACAUGAUACUAUGUCACAUUUUUUGAAACUAAAAAUCCAAAAAAAAUUAAGACAAAUGAAAAAGGUAUUUGUCUUCAAAUAUUAAAAGAAAAUAUGUAUUAUAAUAAAAUAAUUUUCAUGUAAAUAUUAACCCAAAGCAAUUUACGUUAAAAAAUUUUUUUUUGAAUCUAUUAUCACUUAUCAUAAAUGAUAUUAUUUAUUUAAUAAAUUUAUUAUAUAUUAAAAUAAAAUUUGUAAAUAUAAUUUUAUAUUAGAUAACCUAUAUUAUAUAUAUUUUUUUGAUAAUAUUUAAAGAAAAAAAUUUAUACGAACAUGAUUUAAAUUGAUGGAGAGUGUCUAUGAAUUCAAAAGACUACGCCAUACCUACGACAUCACUCUCUAAAAUGAACUUAUGAUUAAUCUACUAUUUUAACUUAUGCGGUGUUUCUGGCCCACCACCAUGUUCUUGCAAAACUCGACAUAUUCAUCUACUUGCACCGCCCCUCAUUUUUUCGAGUUAAACAUUAUUGGCCUUUAAACGCGUAGCACAUAUAUAUAUAUAAAAGAAACACUAACUUAUAUAAUAUUUAUAGUAUUUUUUUUUAUCGCGUCUCUUGUUUUGUUUUAUAAUUAUAUUUAGCGCCUAUUAUUUAUAUAAUGCAUGAUGUAUAUUAUGUCCGUAUGAAUGAACGAGCAAAUAUGAUGCGUGAACGAAGAAAAUAGUCCAAAUAUAUUAUUCGCGAACGAAUGAAUGAAACUAUCUGUCUCGAAUCUACGAACGAAUCAAUCGCGCGCUUGAUAUUUUAUUUAAUUUUUUUUUGAAAUAUUAUAUUUAAUAUUUGUUUGGUCGUUAAAAAAAACUUUUUUGUUUAUUUUCCGAACAAAUUUUUUUUUGCUCAAACAAGAAAAAAAAAGGACUAUAGUUUGUUAUUAUUUAUAAAUUUUCAAAAUAGUUUGUAAAAAAUUCAUUUUUGGAAAUUUUCUUCCACGUCUUAUAUUACCCCCCCCCCCCUUACCUUCUAAACCUUUUUGUUUUUAGUUAAAAUUUUUCUAUUAGCCACAUCUAUCUUCAUUUUUUUUUACAAUUCCCCGAUAUGGUAAAUUUAAUCAUUAUUUUUAUGUUAACAUUAUUAUUUGAGAAGUUGUAUAUUUUUUAUUAUUUUAAAGAGGAUAGCUGGUAAAAUGGCAUGUAAGCCGUUGGGCUGGUCUUAAAAAUAUAUCUAAUAACCUUACCUCUUAUUAGAACGGACUUUUUUUUAAAAUCUGCUGUUUUUAUAAAGAUUUAAAAGAGGUUUUUAUUAGAUAUUUCCUUGAAGAAAAUACAAAAAAAAAUCCCAAAUCUUUUAUAUCGAAAUUCAAGAACAUAAUUUGAUUAAAAUAAUAUUUUUGUAAAAUUUUUUUUUGAAAAAAUGUUAUUUCAUUUUAAUUUUAUGAUUUUUUUUUCUCCAAACUAAAUUCAUAGAUUUGAUUUUAAAUUAGUUUUUUUUCUCGAAAUUCUGACAUUGAAUAAAGAUUUUAAAAUUAAAAAA
Messenger RNA from Gordionus sp. m RMFG-2023, 3441 nucleotides. Its product is annotated as ATP-dependent RNA helicase cgh-1-like. Gene Ontology annotation, cellular component: P-body; cytoplasmic stress granule. Bases 26 to 1483 code for a protein of 485 amino acids. NCBI's taxonomy places the organism in Eukaryota, Metazoa, Nematomorpha, Gordioida, Chordodea, Parachordodidae. The record is from RefSeq and is a predicted model, not a curated record. Gene Ontology annotation, biological process: negative regulation of translation; P-body assembly; cytoplasmic stress granule assembly. Gene Ontology annotation, molecular function: RNA helicase activity; ATP binding; mRNA binding. The transcript has 9 exons.